AUGAAGCUUAUACGGCAACAAUGUAAAAACAAUGGAGAUGCAGAUUUUGCCACAUCCAGAGAAAUCUAUCGGACGUUGCUAAAGAGAUGUGCCCAUUUGAACAAAGUCAAUGAAGGGAAGAUUAUCCAUGCCCAUCUUCUCAAUUCUGGAUUCAGAGACGAUCUUGUUAUGAAAAACACCCUUCUCAAUAUGUAUGCGAAAUGCGGUGAUUUGGCUAAUGCGCGUAAACUGUUUGAUGAAAUGUCUAGCAGGGAUGUUGUCACUUGGACUGCUUUGAUUGCCGGGUAUUCUCAACAUGAUAGACCUCAGGAUGCGCUUCUUUUGCUCCCUGAAAUGCUGAGGAUUGGAUUGAAACCUAAUCAGUUCACUUUGGCAAGUUUAUUGAAGGCGGCUUCUGGGGUAGGGUCCCCUGAUGUUUUGCUGGGUAGGCAGCUUCAUGGGUGUUGUUUAAAGUGUGGUUAUGAUUUGAAUGUGUAUGCGUGUAGUGCUACUUUGGACAUGUACGCUAGAUGUGAUCAUUUGGAGGAAGCCCAGUUGAUAUUUGAUGGUAUGGUGAGCAAAAAUGAGGUGUCUUGGAAUGCUCUGAUUGCUGGCUAUGCUAGGAAGGGUCAAGGAGAGGAGGCUUUUCGUUUGUUCUCGAACAUGCUGAGGGAGAAUGUUGAACCUACUCACUUUACCUAUUCUAGUGUUCUUAGUGUUUGUGCUCGCAGUGGGUCGUUGGAGCAAGGGAAAUGGGUUCAUGCCCUUAUGAUAAAAUGGGGUGAAAAGCUAGUUGCUUUUGUUGGAAACACUUUGCUUGACAUGUAUGCAAAAUCAGGCAGCAUUGAGGAUGCGAAGAAAGUUUUUGAUAGGCUGGUGAAACGGGAUGUUGUUUCAUGGAAUUCAAUGCUUACUGGAUAUGCUCAACAUGGACUUGGGAAGGUAGCUUUACAAAAGUUUGAAGAAAUGCUGAGGAUUAGAAUUGCUCCUAAUGAGAUAACAUUCUUGUGUGUUCUUACUGCUUGUAGCCAUGCAGGCCUUUUGGAUGAAGGACAGCGUUAUUUCAACAUGAUGAAGAAAUACAACGUGGAACCACAAAUUUCACAUUAUGUCACAAUGGUUGAUCUUCUUGGUCGAGCUGGACAUCUUGAUCGAGCCAAACAAUUCAUAAGUGAAAUGCCAAUGAAACAUACUGCUGCUGUUUGGGGAGCGUUGCUGGGCGCUUGUAGGAUGCAUAAGAAUAUGGAGUUAGGUAGUUAUGCAGCUGAACGUAUUUUUGAACUGGAUCCUCACUAUCCAGGGACACACGUAUUGCUUUAUAAUAUAUAUGCAUUAGCUGGUAGAUGGAAUGAUGCUGCUAAAGUGAGAAAGAUGAUGAAAGCAAGUGGAGUGAAAAAGGAGCCUGCUUGUAGCUGGGUGGAGAUGGAGAAUGAAGUCCACAUGUUUGUGGCAGAUGACGAUGCCCACCCACAGAGAAGAGAGAUCCAUAAUAUGUGGGAGCAGAUUAGUGAUAAGAUCAAGGAAAUCGGUUAUGUACCAGACACUAGCCAUGUGCUUUUGUUUAUGGACCAACAGGAGAAGGAAGCAAAGUUACAGUACCAUAGCGAGAAGCUUGCUCUAGCUUUUGCACUUCUCAACACACCUUCUGGAUCCACUAUCCACAUCAAGAAGAACAUUAGAGUUUGUGGUGAUUGCCAUUCAGCAUUCAAGUUCGUGUCCAAGCUGGUGGAAAGGGAAAUCAUUGUCAGAGAUACCAAUCGGUUUCAUCAUUUUCGUGAUGGCGCCUGUUCGUGUGGGGACUACUGGUAG
This is a messenger RNA of Dovyalis caffra, 1788 nucleotides long. Lineage: Eukaryota; Viridiplantae; Streptophyta; Magnoliopsida; Malpighiales; Salicaceae. The record is from the annotation of a GenBank genome assembly.